Messenger RNA from Anopheles nili, 1467 nucleotides. RefSeq names its product glycoprotein 3-alpha-L-fucosyltransferase A (gene FucTA). The transcript has 5 exons. Gene Ontology annotation, cellular component: membrane. The coding region runs from base 7 to 1467 and encodes 486 amino acids. The record is from RefSeq and is a predicted model, not a curated record. NCBI's taxonomy places the organism in Eukaryota, Metazoa, Arthropoda, Insecta, Diptera, Culicidae. Gene Ontology annotation, molecular function: alpha-(1->3)-fucosyltransferase activity.
GUAUCUAUGAUGAGACUAUCGAAGGUGUCGCCCAAGAAAUGUUUUUUUCUCGUUUUAUGUUUCGCCGUACUGAUACUAUUAGUGUUUAAUCUAAGAGACAAGGAUUGGAGCUCUAAAUCGCCACAUGUGCUAUAUGCGAGGGAAGAAUACCAGCUAGAUGAAAGUAGCGUACGACAUGAGGCGCUAUCGGUCACAACGGUGGAAACCGUAGACGCAGCCGUUGGGGGUGAACAGGAGAACGAUAUCACCGACUACGGGAAAUCCCGAUCGGACGAGCGUGCGAAGGACACGUUUACCGCGAGUGAUCUGCCGUGGUACUUCUCGCAGGGCAUGCGAUAUCCCAAACCGGCACGGCGCAACCGGAAGACCAACAAACGGGUCGCUCGGCUGCUGCCAAGCGAAACGUCCCGUGGAGACCGCAUUAGCAACCAGCUCAUGUUUGUACCCCCGAACUAUGAGACAAUCAAGCGAAAGGGCAAACUGAAAACGAUCCUGCUGUACAACGGGUUGAGCCCGUGGAACGUAAAAGCCGGCCGGGAUGUGUUCCUCAGCUCGAAGUGUCCCGUUUCCACGUGCAGCAUAACGGCCCACCGGGAGAAAGCCUCCACGGCCGAUUUGGUGCUGUACAAGGAUCACUACAUCCCGCCAUCCGUUCCACGAUCGUCCUACCAGAUCUACAUGAUGUACUUCCUGGAAUGUCCGUACCACACGCAGCACGUGAAGUACCCGGACGUGUUUAACUGGACCGCGACGUACAGAAAAGACAGUGAUAUUGUGGCCCCGUACGAGAAGUGGGAAUACUUUGACCCACGUAUCAGGCAGGUGGAGCAGGACCGGAACUAUGCGCUCAACAAGACGCGCAAAGUGGCCUGGUUUGUUUCAAACUGUGGCGCACGCAAUGGACGCCUUCAAUACGCGCAUGAGCUACAGAAAUAUAUCCAGGUCGAUAUUUAUGGUGCCUGUGGAACGUUCAAGUGCUCGCGAAGUACCGCGGAGCGCUGCUUCGAGAUACUGGACCGUGACUACAAGUUUUAUCUCGCCUUCGAAAAUUCCAACUGCAAGGACUACAUCACGGAGAAGUUCUUCGUCAAUGCCUUAACACGCAAUGUGCUGCCGAUCGUGAUGGGUGCUCGGCCGGAGGACUACGAGGCCAGUUCGCCUCAGAAGUCCUACAUCCACGUGGACGAGUUCGGCUCCCCCAAGGAGCUGGCUGAGUAUCUGCAUCUGCUCGACCGCAAUGACGAGCUAUACAACUCGUACUUCAAGUGGAAAGGUACGGGAGAGUUCAUCAACACCUACUAUUGGUGUCGGGUGUGUGCGAUGCUACACGACGAGGCCUCCUUCCGGAAACCAAAAUCGUACGAUGACGUCAACGAAUGGUGGCGCGGACCGGGCGUCUGUACCAACGGGUCCUGGCGCAACUACCGAGCGCGCAAUCCAGAGAAACCCGUUGCAGACAGUCGAUGA